This is a messenger RNA of Perognathus longimembris pacificus (Pacific pocket mouse), 1173 nucleotides long. RefSeq names its product chromosome 9 C6orf118 homolog (gene C9H6orf118). Lineage: Eukaryota; Metazoa; Chordata; Mammalia; Rodentia; Heteromyidae. The record is from RefSeq and is a predicted model, not a curated record.
AUGGCUGAGGAUCCCGAGCCCGAAGCCUACCUGCAGCGGCGGCACUGCGGGCGCGCGGGGGCGGCGACGCUGUGCAACGUGAGGCGGCUCCUGGACCGGCUGCAGGCGCGGCACCGCGAGGAGCUGCUCCGCUACACGGGGGGCCACCUGAACCCCGCCCGGCUCUACCGGCCGCCCGAGGCGGUGCUGCGGCACUGGGGCAAUGCGCACCGGCGGCGGGGCGGCGCCGCGCGCGGGGGCCCCGCCCCGACCCCCCAGCCCAGCGCCGCCCGCGCCGCCCCGCCCGGCCCGCCGGAGGCCGAGGAGCCGCGCGGGGCCCCGGGGCCCGGGGCGUCGGCCCUGGAGCCCGGCGGCCGGUGCGCCCCCUGCCGGGCGGGCGUGACGCGGACCGACCGCUACCGGGAGCUCCUGGCUUUCCGAAGAGAGGUGCUGGCGGAGCGCGACCCCCGCCGCGGGGACCUCGCGGGGCGCAGGGCGGCGCGCACGCACGAGCGGAGGCUGCGCAAGGAGCUCCAGGCCGUGUGCACGUGCCGCGCCCCGCAGCUGAGCCGGCUGCGGGUGUUCGGGGAGGUCUUCAAGGACGUCUGCGACCGCUCGCUCGUGUUCGGGGGCCUCUUGAAGGAAGUCAAGGACGAGUAUGAACUGUACAUGGCAAUCCUCCAGGUGGCGCGGCCCACGGAAGAGUGCCAGACUCUUCGGGAUCAAGUCAAAGAGCUGGCACUGAGCCCUGUGCGAAGCAAGGACAUCGAGAGGGCCAGAGAGGAGCUGAGGGCGCUGGCCAAGGCCACCCGAGCAGCCCUGGAGCACAACGACCAACUCAAAAAUGAUUUAGAGAUGGAGCACCUGUUGCUACAGUCUGCGAAAGAUAAAAUGGAGGAAUCUGAGAAAAGUAUAAAUGAGGACAAACUUACUCUUACUGAGAAGGUUGAAAAGAGGAGAUGUGAAAUUCUUGGUGUAUGGGAAAAAAUUCAAGAUCUUGGUAAACAACUUAAAACAACUUGGGUGCAUACUGGAAUUUCAAAUAUCACUGAGAGUGGAAUUAAAAGCCUAGAGAAUGAAACUACAAGACUGGAAACAACAAAUCGGAUUCUAAAGAAGAAGUCAGAAGCCAUUGAAAACCAUGUGAAGUUGAUGAUACGAAGGUGUAAGCUUCCUGAGGUGGAGGAGAGGUAA